GGCCCUAGGUUUCGGUGGUGCUCGCAGCUCGAAGCAGCAGCAGCAGCGUUUUGUGUGCAUUUCGCAUUCGCAUAUUCGCCUCGUCUCUCGUGCAGCAGAAAUUACAGCCCCAGGAAACUACAAACUAAAACCUUUAAUUUCGAAAUUGAAAUCCGAAAAAUCGAACGAGACCGCUUAAAAAAACAUUAAUUCUCAUAUAUUUUCUCACUCGGAAAACUGCAGCGGUUAAAGUGCAAAAAAAAGCAGGAAAGUGCGAAAAAGUUUGCGGCAUUGAACACUUUUUAAUUAUUAUUUACGUUUUGUUUGUGUUUCAUCGAGCAAAUGCAUCAAAUAACUGUCCAGUGUUAAUGUUAAGUGUAUGUGCGUCGUGAGUGUUGCAAAAUCAUUUUUCGACCAGUGAUUGGAAGGCAAAUGUCACUGUGAAAAUGCCUCAACGAGCCAAUCACAACUCCAAUUUUAGCAACGCCAAGAAAAACAUUCAACGACAACAAGACCGUCAAAUGCAACAAAAUGCAACACAUUUUGAACAUUUAACUCUCUAAUUAAUUCAAAAUCAAUCAAAUUGAAAAUAAUUUGAGAAAUUAUAAUAAUUCAAUUUCAAAAAUGAACUGAACAAAAACAUUUUCGAAAAACAACGCAAAAUUUUAAAAUUGGCAACAUAACUUUUGGUCUAUAAUCAAAUUCAACAAAAAUAAAUCAACAAAAACGAUUUUUGGCAAAGCUGCGUGCAACAUAAAACAUAAAAUAACAUAACAAAUUUAAAUUAUCUCAAACGUCCACACGUGAAAAUGUUUUGCAAUUAAGAUGCAAAUUUAAAUAAAAUCAAUGUAAAUUUUUUAAUCAACAAAAGUAUAAACCAAAACCGUCAGCAAAAAACCAGCCCAAAAUCAGUUUAAAAAGCAAAGGGAAAUCUUUUUAGAACAAACGCAAAAAACCGCAAAAAUUUAAGCCACCAAAUUGGUAAACUCUUCAAAAUUAUUGGUUCGGACAUACGCAAUACUAAACACAGCAACACAACAACAACAGCAGCAGCCAUAGCAACUGAGCAACAACAACAACAGCAGAUACUACAGUGAUCACUACAGUAAAAGCAACCUACAGUAAAAGCAGCAAAGAAAACGUGUGUGUUAGUUUGCAUAAAAAUUUCGUUUCGAUAAAAAUCAAAGCAAAAAUAUUAAACAAAAAAAUUACCAAUCGUAAUACAUGUAUUUAUAAAAUAUAUAUAUACCUAUACAUAUAUCUAUGCUUACAAAUUAUAUCGAAGAAUAUUUGGUAAACAAUUUUUGAUAAACAAAUCGAGUAUAUAUACUUAAAUAAUUAGAAACAAAACUGAAAAAUAAAAAGAACAAAAACGUUUGGCCCACGAAGUGCAAGAAGUGCAGUUAGAUAAACUAAAAAAAACUUAUAAAUUCAAAAUUAACAUUUGUGAAAAGUUUUACAAUUGAGGAUUCUGGAUUUGGAUUAAUACGAAAAUUUGCAAUUGGAUAUUAAGCAUUUGUCGUGUUCGGAUUCGGAUAUUCAGAUUUUGAGAUUCGGUGCUCUCUACCCAGUUCGUUGAAUUUUCUAUGCCAACGCCAAAAAACUUAUCAGCAACGAUAGCGGCAGCGGCGGAAGUGAUUAGGAAACCGGAACAAUUCGCAGCAAGAGCGAACGUGGCGAGAACGACACACAAGAAAUUAACUAAACAAUUGCAAAAUUCCCUUUGGCUAAGGAUUUGCAGCGGCCGAAUUGCUUUUAUGCUCUGCUGGCAGCUACAAAAUUCCACGAAAUUCCAUUUUGGCAACACGAAAACAAACAAAUCAAUACGCGGCAUCACUGAGAACCUACAGGAGCAGCGGCAAUACCCUAAAAAUAUUGGCAGAAAUCGUAAACAACGUUGUUGUUGUCCCCGUCGUCAUCAUCAUCAUUGCCAUCGGGAUCAUCGCCGUUCUGGCGCCGUUCAAACAACUUGGAUCCUGAGAGUUAGAAACACCGAUACGGAAACGGAUACGGAUACGGCUACGGAUCGGGAUAACGGUAUAGAUAUAGGCGCAGCCACGGAGGACGCACAACUGCCUGCAAAAUGGAUCCGCAGCAGCAGUUCUGCCUCAAGUGGAACAGUUAUUCGUCGAACCUGGCAAUAACAUUCUCCAAUCUGUUCAAAUCGGAUCUGCUGGCCGAUGUCACAUUAUCCUGCGAUGGCGUAGUAUUCAAAGCACACAAACUUAUAUUGGCGGCCUGCUCGAAGAAGUUCGCCGAUCUGUUCGAGAACACGCCCACAAAUGGCCAGUGCGUCAUCAUCCUGGAGGCGACCACGCCGGACAACAUGGCCGCUCUUCUGGAGUUCAUGUACAAGGGCGAGGUCCACGUCUCCCAGGAGGCACUCAACAGUUUCCUCAAGUCCGCCGAGAGUUUGCAGGUCAAAGGUCUGUCCACGGAGACGGGUCGCCUGGCGGCGCAGCAGGCACAGCAGCACAUGGGCGACUCCUCGCCGCUGGACUCGCCGACCGGUCGAAGGAGCAUACGGAACAGCCUGACCGGCGGGAGCAGUAUCGUGCCCGGAGGAGCCGGAAUCGGACUGGGAGGAGGCGUGUCGGGGGCGAACGCGAUGCCGGGAGGCAUGGGCAUCGGCAACGGACUGAGUCUGGCCGGGAUGGCCGCAGCCGGAGGAAUGGCGGCGGCUGCCAGUGUGGCGGCCAGUGGCCUGAGUGCCCUGGCGGCCAGUGCGAAUGCCCUAGACAGAUGCGGCAGUGCCGGUGGCAACAUCAUCGGCGGAACGGCGGCAGGGAUCGGGGGACAGCAUGGCGGCGGUGGAGCGGGAACCGUCGGCGGAGGAGUGGGAGUCGGCGGCAACGGAGUGGGCAGUGGUGGUGGUGGCAACAACGGACCCAUCAGCCUGGGAAGCGGCGCUGGCGCUGCUCACCACCUGGGCGGAUCCACCGGCAGCCUGAAGCAGGAGUGCGACUCGCUGAUGCACCCCGGUGGCAGCAGCUCCUCCUCCGGAAUGGGCUACGUGCCGCCCAUCUACCGGCCCAUCUCCUACGAGCCGCUGCGCAAGCGGCCGCUCCGCAGCCCGUAUCCCGAGCAGGAGCAGCGCGGCUCGGUGCUGCGCGACGGCUCCAAGUCCUCCGAAUGCCCCAGCCCCAUCAACAAGCCGCCGUACCAUCGCCCCUCCUCCAGCGCCUCCUCCACGGCGCCCACCGAGGCGGACACCAUGCACUCCGAACGCGCUUCGCCGCAGUCCAGUCGCUACGAGAACCACAGUCCCAGCACCACGGCGGGAAAUGGGAAUGCCACCAGUGGCCUGGAUCGCAUAGUGAAAUCGGAGCGCAACAAUGGCAGUGCCAACGAGGCUAAUGACGACGACCGCGAGCUAAUGGACGAGUCCACAGAUAACGGAGCCGAGGAUCUGCGCGUGAAGCUGGAGAACUUGAAGUACUCCCCGCCACCGCCGCCGAACUCGAACACCUCGUCGACCACGCCCAACGCCCUGCUGGAGAACCUGAAGGCGGACGGAACGCUGUCCAGCAAUCUGGCCGCCUCGAUAGCGCCGGCGGACAUGCUGAACGUGUGGAACGCCACCAAGAUGAACAACAAGAACAGCGUGAACACGGCGGACGGCAAGAAGCUGAAGUGUCUGUACUGCGACCGCUUGUACGGCUACGAGACGAAUCUGCGGGCGCACAUCCGGCAGCGCCACCAGGGCAUCCGGGUGCCAUGUCCCUUCUGCGAGCGCACCUUCACGCGGAACAACACGGUGCGGCGUCACAUUGCCCGGGAGCACAAGCAGGAGAUCGGAUUGGCGGCGGGCGCCACCAUUGCACCCGCCCAUCUGACGGCGGCAGCGACGGCGGCGGCGUCCGCCAAUCACUCACCAUAGGAAGCGGCCGCAACAGCAGCGGCAUCAGUAGUCAUGAACGCCCACAAGGAGGCGGCGAAGCAGCGCAAACGUAAAUCACUCAAGAUGGCACUGGAGAAGUGCAUGCAGCGACGGGAUGCAUUGGUGGCGGAGACCACAACGGGCGGGGUAGGAGGAGCAGGGGCAGAACAGGGAGCGGAUGAGGGAGCGGAUGGAGCGGAGGAGGGAGGAGGAGCUGGCUCAGCGGGCACUGAGCCUAUGACCUACGAGCAGCAGCAGCAGCGGAUGCACCAGGAGCUGACGCUGCAGAUCAGGGCGGCCAUGGCCGCGGAGCAGGCGGCCGAGGCCAUGGACUCGACGAUGAACACCACGGCCAACACCACCACGAAUACCACCACCACGACCACGACGACCACCAACACCACUGGGACCACCAGCGAUGGAUGCAGUGAUGCAGAGGCCAGCGAUGGCAGUGAUCGACCCAUGGAGGUGGACGAGGACCAGGCGCCGGAACCGCAGCCCGGAUCCGAACUCGUGGUGGUGGAGCCCAAGAUCGAGGUGCUAUCGGAGUCCGAGGACGACGAGGAGGAUCGCCUGCACAUGUCCGAACCGGAUGCGGAGGCCAUGUACGAUCAUAUGCCCCACACGCCCACCAGCCCCCAAGCCACAAUACCGCCCAACGACACGCCCACUCUGACCUCCACGCCCAAGGUCAAUGUGGAGCAGUAGGAGGAGGAGAAGGAGAAGGAGAGGAGAGAAGCCCCCAUUAGAUGCCCCCCAAAGAAGCUGCUUAGAUUUAGGCUAAGAAUCGAUGAAGAGAAAGACGAAGAGUGAUUUACAAAAAUGAUUUACGCGCGCAAAGAAGAUGAAGUAAUGACUACUGUUGCAACUGCUGUUGCCCUCGGAGACCAUCUACCAAUCUAAAGAAAAGGGAGUCCCUCAACUGGACCCAUUGAUUACUAUAUAAAACUAAAACAAAGAAUUACUAAUACGAUAAGAUUUAAAACAAUACACAACAAAACACCCACACACAACAAACAGACGAGACAGACGAACACACACGAACGGAAGGCAGUAUUUGAUGCCCAACUUUUUGCAGAAUUUAAAUUAGAAAUUUGUGUUUAAAGCCACACCACCAUCACCACUAUCAACAAUCAUACAAAGUUAAUGCAGACAAACACUAGGAAAAGCAACAAUCCAAAUGGCAGUUAAAACAGAGUAAACACAGAAAACAGAACAUAAUCAAACAGCAAACAGAACAUUGAAAUAAAUGCAAUCCGGCUGAAAAAUCGUUUUCAGGGUGCUAAUCAAACAACAACACUCGCAACAAUGCAAUGAAAAACAAAUUAAAACUAUAACUAAACGAAAUAGUAAAUGCAAAAAGUUUGAACGUUUUUGAUUGGUACCGCCUAAAAAGUGUAACAAAAAAAACAAACGUCGAGAAUUUGUUUAUUCGUGUGUGUUGAAAGGGAGGAGAACGAUGAUUAGAUAUUAUUGUCGCAUAUAUUUUUGAUUUCCUAUAGAAACGUCAUAGAAACUGCAAGUUGCCUCAAAUCAAAGCGAAACGAUAAUGCUAACAAAAACAUAAAAAAAAACAAACUGAAUUUAACAAAACGUGAAAAACUAAGAGUAAACACUGCAAAACAAAUAGCUGCAACAAACAAACUACAAAGCAACAAUAGCAACAACAAAACCGCAACCACAAGUACCUGCAAUAAUAAAAUAGUAUAAACAAAAGAAACAAAUUACAGAAUAGAAGAGAAACGCUGAGUAAAAACCUAGGGACGAUGAGGAGCCGGGUGUCCAGAAUCCUUGACAAAUCCCCCAGUUUGGCCAGUGGGUCCUCACUUCCCCGAACGACUGCCCAUUUGUCCGGUUUUUUGUAAAUAAUUUUAUUAAAUUAAUAAUACGAAAAGGCAAAUCGGGCCGGGAGUAGGACGAAGUGAUGGGCCGCUUUGCCACGGGACCAAGGAUUCCAGAAGGACGGACAAAAGAUUUGCUUUAAACAAGUAACAAUUUUGUUUUCCAAUUUUUCGUAUUUUUUGUAUGAUUUAUUCCUUCAAGUUUAGGCCUCAAAAUUUCAUUCAACUGCUUUUCGGCUAACCAAAUCUAAAACAAAACAAAAUACAAAUUCAAUUCCGAAUUCAGAAGUUUCUAAAGAAGUAAAAAAACAAUUGGUAAAUUGGGUGCCUAUAAGAAAUAUAUAAUUAAAUGACUACUAGUAAAAUUUUAUAAACAAAGAAAAAGUAUAUUUAACGACGAGAGAGAGAAAAGCAAAUAGCAAAGAAAACGUAAAGUAAAUAUAAUUAUUUUUUAAUUGAAUAAUUCUAGCCAAGUGUGAAACAUGUUAAUUAACAAGCGAAAAUAUUAAGCAAAAACCACUCAAAAACGUUCUCAAAAACUUGACGGCAACAACAACAACAACAACAAGCAAAUCGCAAUAAUUACAGCAAGAAAACGAAAUUCAAAAUCAAACUUUUGGCACACCUUUGGAAAACAUUUUUCGUACAAAAGAAAAUUCACCAAAAAAUCCAACCAACAAAAAUUCAAAAUUCAUUUUUUCGGCACUUAUAAUUUCGAUGGCUACAUCAGACCCCAGAAUAAGCUGUAAAAUACUAAAACAGAAGAGAAAACAUUUGUUGUAAGCGAAAGAGAAAACUAGAAUGGAAAUCUAAGGAAAAUGCAAUUGAAAAUAUUGAGAAAAUCGACCAAGGCGACCAAAGACCUUGGCUUGUAAAUACAUUUAUUAUUACUGCAUAUAUAUCCAUAGCAUAUAUAUGUGUGGCCUCAGUUGUAUAAUGAUAAAGCCUAGAUCUAAUAUAUAUAUAUAUAUACUGUAAACAUAAACUACUAAGCGCAUAUGUAGGAACACAUUAGGCUCGCCAACAGAGAGGAAAAAAGAGAAGGGUUUUAUUUGAUUAUAAGCUAACUGAAUUUCAAUUGUGAAACUGUCUUAAUUUGUACGUUUUCCGUUAGCGAGGCAAUACAAGGGGUGAUCCACAAUCCAUAGAACCGUAAAAUAGCCAAAAUGUUGAAUAUUAAACUACUUUUAUUAACUGUUGAAUCACAAAACACACAACACACGAAACAUUAGACAUGAGACAUGCAACAGGAAACAGAAAGCCGAGUUAAAAUAGGUCUUAACCCAUUGAAGAUGCAGACUACCAAUGUCACCCCGACCCCCAGUUUGUUCUGUGAUAUCGUUUUGAAGUUGCAAACGAAUAAAGCGUUUACUUUCGUUUAGUUCUUUUUCGUUUUAUGAAUAAUUUGUCCUAAUCAAGAAACGACAACUCGAAUUUUAUUUAGCAUUCGUGUUGAGCAGGAGAACAAGAAGAACAGAAAGCAGCAGCAAGGCAACCGCAAAAAGCAAUAGCAAUAUUAAACCAUUAAAGUCUGGCAAUAUUAAAACCAAACUACCUCUUCACACCCAUGCAGAUUAACCCCUGGCUGCCCGAGUCCCCUUUUGGCCCCCGUCCCCAUCAACGUUCGCUGGAGUCUGAAUUACAUUUUAUUUUUAAGUACGUUGAUGGGGCACCAAAUCGCGGACUUGGCCCAGGGACAAAGCCAUCAGUCAGUAAUUCAAUCCGUCAGUCAGUGAAUCAAUCAAACAAUAUACUGUUUAGUAAUCAGGGGUUAUAACGAUUAACCGUAUUUUUUAAUUGAUACAUUUACGUACCUUUAGUUUAUGUUACCUUAGUUCUUAGUUUCGACCUUCGUUUCGAGCUUCGUCUUACAAUUAUUAGAGUCUAAUCAAACUCAGGAACUCAUAUACCUCAGGAAAGAACCUACCUCUUUGUGUUUUUACACUUGUUUGAACUAUUUUUAUUAUUAUUAUUAUUACGAUUAUAAUUUUUGGUUUGCAUGGGACAAACAAACAAAAAGGACGAGAGAAGGAACACACAAAACACAUUUUGUUGUAAUCGAAGAGAUGCUAUCAAGGAAAGCUUUAGUUCUUAGUUCGAUUAUCGGUUAGUUAGUGGCUAGCAAAUAUGUUUAGUGAGGACUUACGUUAAAUGCAAAAGACACAAUCACACAUGAACACACAAUAGCAAUAAUGAAUGGGAAACCAAGACCAGAUCGAACUGCAAUAGUAAACUGAACUACCUCAAUUAGCCAUAGACUGCGCAGUAACGAGAUGAGCAUGAUGAUAUAACAUACAUAUUUUCCACUUACCCAAUUCAUUUUCUUCUUUUUGUAAAAUGGUGACACACACACAGAAGCACUCAUACCCAGCUUUUGCAAUUUGAGCCAGGAUGAUUCGGUUGAAAACCCCUUACAGAUUUUCUUUAUAGACGUUUUCAUGUAAAUAUGCGCUGACACCAGAGCCCACGAAAUUCAGAUAAAAAACAAAAACAUUUAAUGUAAAACUACAAGAAUAUACUUUUGGCUAAACUCUAAUUAUACGAAAAUACCCAAAACUUUUACUAUGUAUGUGUAGAGAGCAGAUGUAGGCGAUAUAUGACCAGGAUUAAGAUCAUUUGUAUACAUCAAUUUCGGCAAAGCAACUAAAUGAGGCAAACCAAACGAAAAAAAAAAAACACGAGAAAACAAACGUAACUCUUUAUAAUCUAACUAUAAACAAAAUACAAAGAAAUUAUUUAAGGCUACAAAAUUUACUCCAAAAAGGAAUGAAAAAUCCACAAAAAAAUUAAAGAAACCAUCCCAGUUAAUGGUAUACUUUUGCUUGAGCCAAGUCCAAUGGCCAAAUACAAGUUAUGAGCAAAGAAAAAAUUUAAAUUAAAUUAAAUUCAAAGCAAACCCAAAACGGUUAUAAAAUUAAAAAAAAAAUGAGAUGGAAAACAUUUUGCUAAACGAAGAGGAAAAUUUUCUAAAAGAAACUUGCGUAAAUAAGCAAAACUUUACAAAACAAACAUUUUAGGCUUAAACUUUUGGCUAAAGAAAAAAUUAAAAUUAUAACAAAUAUUAGGCACGAGCACAACUCUAUGCAAGUGCAUCAAGUAUACAUAAAUAUUUAUUUAAAAAAAGAAAACGCAAAAUACUUUUAUCUGUAACCAGAUUUUAGGCCCAACUUUUCGACAAGCGGCGUAAAAUAAUUUCUUUGUAAAAUAUGUUUGCAAACAAAACAAAUCGAAAGAAAAAUCCCAGAGAGCGUAAUUAACUUAAUCUAAACGUAAAAAACACAAAUGUCGCCAUUUUGCAUUUAGAGCGUACAGUACAGUAAAGCACACAAAACGUCGACUAAAGAAAAGUCACGAAAUCAAACAAUUAAUGUACAUAAAAUAAAUUAAACAAAAAGAAUUGUGUAUUGUAUAUUCGUAAUUUUUCAGUAAUUUUUAGUUACCUUUACCCUUGAGUUGUAUAAAUUAAUUAUUAAGAGAAAUCCAUAAAACAAAAUUGAAGCUGUAACAAGAAUACAAAUAUAAUAACUAUAACGAUAUAAAUAAUAGUGUGCACAGGUACAAAACAAAAUUUAAGUUCAAUUUAAUGUGAAAUUUAGUGCACUGAACAUUUUGUAAGAGCUCGAUGUAAUUUUUGUUAUAUAUUUUUGUUAGUAAUUGUUUUUCUAUUAAUAUUUAGCGUGAAAUGUCAAGAAGCAAAAUAACACGAAAAUCCCCCUCAACAAGCCAAUUGUACUUACGACUACUUUUCACUUUUGAUAUAAUUUUGCGACAAUAGAACCAAUAUUCCCCUCUUUCCCCCAACCA
Drosophila rhopaloa is the source of this 9504-nucleotide messenger RNA. RefSeq names its product zinc finger protein chinmo (gene chinmo). Gene Ontology annotation, cellular component: nucleus. Gene Ontology annotation, biological process: regulation of transcription by RNA polymerase II. The transcript has 7 exons. Gene Ontology annotation, molecular function: protein binding. Lineage: Eukaryota; Metazoa; Arthropoda; Insecta; Diptera; Drosophilidae. The record is from RefSeq and is a predicted model, not a curated record.